UUCCUGGGUUGGGUGUCGCCCGGAGCUCAGCCACCACCUGGCAGGCGGAGCGCUCAGUCCGGCCCUCCCUGCCCGCCGCCCGUCGGGCCCCGCAGGUCCCUGCUGAUGGCAGGGCUGCUAAACUGCGGGAGGGAGUGAUCGCCCCCCUCCCGCCCCCUCCCCACCGAGAGCCGCCUCGGGCGGCAGCUGCGGGAGGCGGCGGUCUGCGCUCUGACUCAGCCUAGGCGAGGCCGGAGGCUGCCAGCAGCCCAGUUAGGGGCCGGGCAGGAGGGACGGCGGGGCUCCGCUGGCGCUGCCGCGGCUUACCCUUCCGGCGCGCCCCCCCCCAGUUGUGGCCGAAGAGCAGCUCCCCGCGGAGCCUCAGCGCCUGACCCCAGGCCCAGCCGAAGGUGGCGGCCCCUUUCCCGGCCCAGCGCAGUCGGGUUGGCGUUGGGGAGCUUGCGUGCGAACUCGAGGUGCUGCGCCCGCCUCCUCCCCCGGUACUCCCGGGCCCUCCCCCCGCCGCUCUCAGCCUCCGUCCCUCCCUCUCUCGCUGCGCCUGGCUCGGAGGUGCGGGACGCCUGGCUCGGAGGUGCCGGACGCUUGGGUCCUCGGGCUGGUCAGGAAGAGCAAACAGGGAACAGCCUUCGCCAUGCUACCGGCGGGAGGCGUCUAUGCCGUGAAGAAAAGGAAAAAGCCGGUGCCGAAGAGUCCCAAACCACCCACUCCUGAGGGCACCAAGUCCAACCCUUCUAAAAGACACCGGGACCGUCUGAAUCAGGAACUCAACAAACUGACCAACCUGUUGCCCUUUCCUGAGGAUGUCCGGGCCCGGCUGGAUAAACUUUCCAUCCUCAGACUGGCUGUGGGUUACCUGAAGGUAAAGGGCUACUUCACAGCCAUUUUGAAGAACCUCAGUACAGGUGGGCCAGAUGAACAAUCUGCAAAUUCCAGAGGAAAUGCCAUGAUACCCCCUCAUUUCACCCAGGAAGCCUUUUCCGAAGGAGACUUGCUUCUUCAGGCUCUCCAUGGUUUUUUCAUUGCAGUCACUGCCGAUGGAUAUAUCUUCUAUGUCUCACCUACUGUUCAGGACUACCUGGGAUUUCAUCAGUCAGACAUCAUUUACCAGAGCGUGUUUGAGCUGAUCCACACCGAUGACAGGGCCAUGUUCCGUUGCCAGCUGCACUGGUCCCUGAACCCCCCAUCAUUCAGGGAAGCGGAGCAGGACUCCAGCUCUCUGCCUGAGAACGAGAGCCCUCUGAACAAUGGCUCCACCAUGUAUGACCUUCGGCACCCACUCCCAGAGAAUCCCUCCUUCCUGGACAGAAGCUUUGUCUGCCGAUUCCGCUGUCUGCUGGACAAUUCUUCAGGCUUCAUGGCUUUGGAUUUCCACGGUCGCCUGAAAUUCCUCUAUGGGCAGAAUAAAAAAGCUGAAGAUGGAUCCCUCAUGCCGCCCCAGCUGGCCCUGUUCGCUAUAGCAGUGCCCCUUCAGCCUCUCUCCAUCUUGGAACUCCGAACAAAGAUAUAUAUUUUUCAGACCAAACAUAAGCUGGACUUCACACCAAUGGCUUGUGAUGCUAGAGGGAAGGUGCUUCUGGGUUACACAGAAACUGAACUCUGCAUGAGAGGCUCUGGAUACCAAUUUAUCCAUGCAGCAGACAUGAUGUAUUGUGCUGAAAAACAUGUAAGAAUGAUGAAGAUGGGUGAGAGCGGAAUGACCGUCUUCAGGCUACUGACCAAGAAGGCGGGCUGGCUCUGGGUCCAGUCCAACGCCAGGCUCGUGUACAAAGGAGGCCAGCCAGACUGCAUCAUCGCCCGGCAGAGGGUGCUCUCCAACGAAGAAGGGGAAGAACAUUUGCACAAGAGGGCCACGUCCCAGCUGCCCUUUAACUUUGCCACGGGGGAAGCCGUCCUGUAUGAGAACAACCUUUCGGGCUUUCUCAGCUCUCUCCCUCCCAAGAAGGGGCUCAAGGCAAAGAAAGAAGCUUUCCUUGACCCUGGCGCAGUUGACCCCAAUUCCCUCCUGGGAGCCAUGAUGCAGCAAGAUGAAUCUGCGUACGUUUCCAGGACUGUCCCUGCCCCCUCCUUCUCCUUUCCAGAUGUCGUGCAAGCCCCCAGGGGAUGGGGGGCUAAUGACAAGAAUGGGAAGAUCAUAAAAGACGAGACGGAUUCCCUGUUGACCGUCAUUGAGACAUUAUUUGAGGGAAAUGAGCCUGAGAGUAAUAUCUUCAAAGCCAGUCAGCACCUGGAUGGGGAGGCCCUGGGAUCACACAAGUGGGAGGAAAGCAUGUUUCUGGUGAACCCAGUGGAGUCCCCGAGUUUCCAGGGAAGACUCCAGCCAGGAGGGUCCUCCCGCAGGGACGAGGUGGGACUCUCGCCAGGGAGCAGAAAGUGCGGGGACUUUCCACCACUGAACAGCACGACGUCCUUGCAGCCCCUGAGGCACCCGGCCCCGCCGAGAGAACCGUCCCCUCCAACCCCUCCAAUGAACCCGUUUCAGCGCUUACUUAUGAAUUCCCCCAACGAGAAGGAUGCGGGCCGUUCUUGGGAACACCACUGGCCUUCGGUGGGUCCUGAUCCACUUGUCCAUUUACCACCGGGAUUGCAGGAAACUUUCCCUGAUUCACCCCAGCAGAUCGAGGGACAGAGCUACGAGGGUCCUUUGACCUUUGGCACGUGCCCAAAUGCCAUGUCCGCCCCUGAGAUACGAGCAGCAUCCGGCCAACAAAGCCCCGUUUCCUCGCGUCAGACCAGUUGGCUUCCCCAGGAAACGGGCUCGGCCAGCUCCACGGCGGCGUGGCCCCCCACGUGCACGCUCGCUUCGGGGAAGGUGGCGCGGCCCAGCUCGGGGGGUGACGUCUCCGCCCAGUCAGGUCAGCUCAGGCCUCUCGAUAACCAGUGGCUGGAUCCAGAGCCUGCGGGGGUCUCGGUCCCUCAGGGGCCAUCCCGGGGUGCCAAGCCCUGCAGGGGGGUGGGCUCUCUGACCUAGGAGAGCCCAUGGAGGUGGAAUUCCAAGCACAGAGAGCUCAGACAACCGCCCUUGGAAGCCACGGGUCCAGCCUGUGGGUUUCCUCAGGGUUGGCUGCCUUCCCUCCAGGGGGCACGCGAGGCGCGGGGGUUCCCGACCCACAGCAGGCCCAAGGGACGAUGUCGCCGUGCUUUGGCCAACAGACCGGUCCUCCGGGAGGUCGUCAGCUGCCCGCGGCCUGUUCUUCCUAUUGGCCAACCCAGCAGCAGCAAGGAGCCCCGGUCCCGGACAUCUACGGCCAGAGAAGAGGCUUCUCGGCCCGGCCUGAGCGGCCUUUGGUGGAAGGGACGGACUCUGCCGCGGGGCCCUUGGGCGGGGCAGCUCGGGGACAUCGUGGGGUGCCCCCGGUGGGAGCAGCAGGGCCCGGCCCCCAUCGCCAGACUGCCUCGGCUCGGGGGGCCGGUGGCCAGAGACAGGGGAUGCUCCAGGAUAUCCCAAGCUCCUCCGCUUCUCCCCCAUGGCUGAGCCAAUGCUCCCUCCCCUCCCCGGAAUAUCCCAGCGGCGUUCCCACCGGGGAAGGGGACCUGUCGCCUCCAGGGGCCCGCCUCGGGGCCAGCAGGGAGCUGGCAGAGGCCCCGCCACCUCACCCGGGCAGACUGAGCAGCUCGGCCCCUGGGAGGGAAGCCAGGCUGGAGCGCAGCUGGAGCCUCCCCGCCCGUCCCUCGCGCCCGCCCUUCUCCCACGCGGCAGCGCUGGGGCAGCCCGACCAGCGGCCAGUGUCCAGUCAUGGUAUCCACUGCAAGCCAAGCCAUCAGAAGGAAGAGUCUGGUACCACAGGAGAUCCUGCUACUGUCUAUUAUCCCAAAACUCAGUUUACCUCAAGCUCUGAGGUCAGAUCACAACAUCCUCCUUGGGACUAAUUUGUGUGUGUGUGUGUGUGUGUGUGUGUGUGUAUGUGUGUGCUUUAAUAACAAUUGUUUUUAUGGAACUGGAGUUCCUGAAGCUUUUCAAUGGAUAUGCAAAUAUUGCUGUAAUUAAAAACAAAACCCUUCUCCAUGU
Antechinus flavipes (yellow-footed antechinus) is the source of this 4006-nucleotide messenger RNA. RefSeq names its product aryl hydrocarbon receptor-like. Gene Ontology annotation, molecular function: nuclear receptor activity; transcription cis-regulatory region binding; protein dimerization activity. Lineage: Eukaryota; Metazoa; Chordata; Mammalia; Dasyuromorphia; Dasyuridae. The record is from RefSeq and is a predicted model, not a curated record. The transcript has 11 exons. Bases 632 to 2968 code for a protein of 778 amino acids. Gene Ontology annotation, biological process: regulation of transcription by RNA polymerase II. Gene Ontology annotation, cellular component: aryl hydrocarbon receptor complex; nucleus.